AAGAUGUCUCGCGAUAGUACACGCAUCUCAUUCGAGCUAAACUGGAGGGAUUUCUGGAGUGUGCAGCUGCAGGUCUGUGUGCAGCUAACACGCUAGCAGAGCAAAGAUAACUUAUCUUCUACCAACCUGCUCCUCUUCACAAACAAGUCAGCUCUGAGCGACUCUCAAAAUGGAUUUAGAAGAUGACACCACUGUGUUAACAACUUUGAAGUCCUUCAAUUCCUUCAUCAGCCACACUGAACCUCCACAGAGGCUGUCGGAGCACACAGCGGGGAGCAGCCUGCAGAGUCAGUACAAGCGCAGCAUGGAGUUGCUGGAAGCAGCAGAUAGAGUUCACUCCAAGAACCGUUACCUUCAGUUGGACCAGGAGAAGAAGCAGAUGGAGCUGAGUCACAAGCGUGCUCGAUUUGAACUCGAGAAGGUGGCUUCUGACAGCGCACGAGACUUGGAGCAUGAGGUUGACCGGAACCAGGAUCUGUUGGGGCGAAUCAAAAAGUUGGAGGAGAGAGAGACUGAGGCAGCCAAGAACCUAUCAGAGCAGGUGGAGGUAAACCGUGCACACCGUAAGAACCUGGAGGGCCUGAACAGGAAACUUGAAGAGCGAGAUACUAGAUUGAGCACUGCAAACCAGUCUAUCAGCUCUUUGAAGGAUGAGAUCAGAGGGCUGAAGCAGAAGAUUAUAAACCAAGACUCGACAAUUUCUUCUCAAACCCUGGAAAACCAGGAACUGCAGGAACAGUUAGAUUUACAACGCAGGAAGUAUCAGGAAGUCUCUCAGCUUUGCCAAACUCUUCAAGCUGCCCAGUCCUCCUGGUCCGAUUACACUCAGAUUAGGGAGUUGGAGAGGCGUCUCGCCCUGCAGGAGCAAGACAUCGCCAUCGUCAAGACUGUUAAGUCAGAGGUGGCCAAGGUUCCAGACCUGGAGAAGGAGUUGAAGCGCCUCCGAGAGGAUAAUGCCUUUCUCAGGGAGAGCAGGGAGAAUUGCAGCCUGUUGAAAGAGGAGGUGGAGGGACUGAGGAGGAAGCUGGAGAGGAUGGAGAAAACCAAAGAAGAGCUGGUCAAUUUGGAACUGGAAAAGGAGAGAUUGACAGAGAAGCUCCAAGCCUGGGAAAAUCUGGGUCAAUCUACUGGACUCAACAUAAGGAAACCAGAGGAUCUGUCCAGGGAGGUGAUUCAGAUCCAGCAGAGAGAAAUUGCUCUGAAAGAGCAGAACUACACUCUGAACAGCCGUGUGAGGAGUGUGGAGCAUUCCCAGUCGGAGCUCCGCGCAGAGCUUUCCCAGCAGCGCAGCAAAACUCUGGAGGAGCAGAAGAAGAGGGAGACGCAGGACGCUCUUGUCCGCCGGCUACAGAAGAGAGUGCUGUUAUUAACCAAGGAGCGCGAUGGAAUGCGUGCCAUACUUGAAUCCUAUGACAGCGAGCUGGCACCCACCGAGUACUCUCCUCAACUCAACAAACGUCUCCGAGAGGCAGAGGACGUGCUGCAGAAGACACAGAACCACAAUGCAGAGAUGGAGGGCCAGCUGACCAAAGCGCAGGAAGAGACGGGGGCUCUGAAACUACAGCUGCAAACAGUGGAGCUGGAGCUGGAGUCUCUGAAGAAGCAGCAGGCCUCUUCUGCUGACAGCAACCCGUCGGGAACCAAAGAAGAGGUCAGCAUACUCAGACAGAAAAUUGAAGAUUUAGAGGCGGAGCGGCAGCAAUUGGAGGAGCAGAACAACAUUCUGGAGAUGAGACUGGAGAGACACAACCUACAGGGAGAUUACGAUCCCGUCAAAACCCGGGUUCUCCACUUCAAAAUGAACCCUACCUCUGUGGCCAAGCAACAGCGCCAGCAGGAUGUUGAGGCUCUUCAGGAGGAAGUGACACAUCUCAGGGAACUGGUCCGCUCGUUGCAGGACGGCGGCGCUUCGGUCCAUUUGCAGGACGACUCCGGCAUGCACGCCUCGGGCCUCGGCCUCAGCCUGCCGCCGUCCAAGGAGGUGCUGGAUCUACGUAAACAGAUGGAGAGCUCAGAGCUCAGGAACCAGCGGCUGAAGGAGGUGUUUCAGAGGAAAAUCCAAGAGUUCCGCACAGUCUGCUACGUCCUGACCGGCUACCAGAUCGACAUCACCACUGAGAACCAGUACAGGCUCACCUCGGUCUAUGCAGAGCACAUGGACGACUCCCUGCUCUUCAAAAAGGGCUCCAAUGGAAGCAUGCAGCUCAUGGAGACGGAGUUUUCUAAAACUCUGGGAGAGAUGGUGGCCCUUCACCUGCAUCACCAGAAGAGCAUCCCGGCUUUCCUCUCAGCCGUGACCCUCGACCUCUUCAGCCGACAAACCACCAUCUGAAGUAACAAACUUAGAUAGAUAGAAGCGUCAGAUAUCAACUUGGAUUUGUUUUUCCUGUGAUUCCUGUGUUUUUGCGCUCUCUUUCUUGACUUUUUUUUCUCUCAGGAGUUUUCUCAACACCUUUUAAUAUAUGAAUAGUACAGUCAGUGCUGUGUUGUGGCAGAUGAACACCUUGUUUGAUGAAAUACUUCCAUCUCGUAUUCAAAAGAGCUAAGGAAGCAACUCAGUAUUCCUCAUUGUACACUGAAUAUUUCAUCAGUGAAACUGUGCAUUUUUUUCUUAACAGGAUAAAGUUGUCAUGAAAAUAACACAUAAAAGCCUCCGAUGUUUGGAUUUGGAGCGUGCUUUUCACAAAUUCAGUCCACACCUAGAUAAGUACACGCAGUAUAGAGAAACCUUUAUGUGGUUAACUUGAUGCCUUUGGUGAGGUCUUUACCACGGCGAGUCUUGAGUCUCUUUAGGGUCUCUUGGGUCUGUUCUGGCUUUUGUGUCCUCUCUCUUGUUAUUCACAAAAGUUUUGCACCAGUGGUUUGUGGUUAAAACGACACCAAGCCAAUCCAGUUUAAAUGCAAGAUCUGUGGCUUCAUUCUUUUACCUUCCUUUUUCUCAUUUGAGUCGUGGAAUAUAUAUAUAUAUAUAUAUAUAUAUAUAUAUAAAUGUUUUCAUCAGAGUCUAGUUUAGUCCUUCUUUUUUUUUGUUUAAGGGACAGUUUGGAUGUUUUUGAAGUGGUUAGAUUAGAUCAUACUUUAUUGAGCCCACAAUGGGGGAAAUGAAUGCGUCAUAGAAGCAAAAACAGAAGCAAAAGGUCUGAGUAUACAGUCAUGAAAAAAUUAUUAGACCACCCUUGUUUACUUCAAUUUCUUGUUCAUUUUAAUGCCUGGUACAACUUAAGGUACAUUUGUUUGGACAAAUAUAAUGAUAACAACAAAAAUAGCUCAUAAGAGUUUAAUUUAAGAGCUGAUAUCUAGACAUUGUCCAUGGUUUUAUUAAUAAUAACCCAAAUCAUUAUCAAGAAAACCAUGGAAAAUGUCUAGAUAUCAGCUCUAAGAUUAAAAUGAACAAGAAAUUGAAGAAAACGAUGGUCUAAUACUUUUUUCCAUGACCAUAAAUUACAGAAAAAAUAAAAUGAAUAAAAAGGGCAAACACAACAAACAGACAGGAAUGUUCUUAAGUGGGGUGUAUGAGGCACUUUUCCAUUGUCGGUGUAGUACAGCGAACCUCCAAUUUGGAGCAGGCAGGAGCAGCAACACAGUUGCUAAAAGAUGUAUUAAACAUAUUUUAGCCACCUAAAAAAAAGGCCCUACAUUGUUUCACUUCAAACUGGAGGCAUGCUGACUCUACUGUAGCCACUUCAAAAAAAAUCCAAUGUAUCCUUUUAAUUUUAAUCAUGAACUAAAAUAGUAAACUAAUGAUUUGUUUGAAUUGUAGAUGAAGUCUAAACUCAAGUGUCCUGUACUUAACCCUCUCUGCUUCUUUCUGUCAGAAGAGGCAAUAAGAGCGGAGGUGGUGAUAUAAAAAAAAUAGAUGAAAACACAGACAAAAGACUCAGCCUUGCCUCUACCAAACCAUUUGAGCGAUAAAAGACAUUUAACAUAUUAGGAGAUGGCAAACAGCCCUUAGUGCCUCCCAAUUAAAAUGCAACUGCUUCACUCUGAAGGCACAGAAAUGUGUCAUUUUUACAAUCUAAUGCUAGUUAUUUUUCUUUUAACCUCUUUUAUUUUUCUUUAAAUUUUUCUCACAGAAACCAUAUUAUUCAUCACAGGGUAUCUUUUCUAUCCUCACAUGUUUCAUACACACCUGUAACUGUAUCAGAUCAGCAGGGAUGCUUUCAUGUAAAUGUAAACAUUUGAUAGAAAUCUCUGAAACUCAAUAAAAAUGCAUUUAUUUUUGCUUACAGUUGUAACCUUUAUAACUCAUAAAAAAUACGUCUUUGGGUAUGAUUUGAUUUGAUUUGAAUGAACUAUGAUUUCCUCCCGUUUCUGAAUUUAGUUAACGACCGAGUCUGUGUGUGUGUCGGCGCGAGUAUGAACACGAGAUAAGACGAGGGAAAUUUCUCUGCAGCAAUAAAGAGAAAUGGCAGAAAUAAACAUGGGGUGAAGAGGAAGCAAGGGAGCAAUCCAAUAAAACUGAGAAACAAAAGGAAGUGAGCUGAGAAUAAAGCCACUUAUCACAGCAACAAUAUAAGAACUCCAGCUGGUGCAGCCAUAUGUCUCAAGAGAAAACAUAUUCUCCUGUACAGUACAUGCCACAUACUGUCCUUGUUUUUCUCUUUCGUUGUUUUUUUUCGCACACUUAUCAUUUUCACAACACAGCACAUCUUCUGCACACCCCGCAGCUCUCACCUAGAGGUAAUAUUUUAGAGGGUUUCUUAUGAGCUAUGCAAUACAUACAGUAUAGUGGUGCAGCACAUUCUCAGUCAGGCAGCGUGUUGUUCUGAGGCUUUAUCUCUUUUGUCCACAUCCAGUAAAAUGACUGACUUACUGUUUUAAAUAUGUAAUGCAAAUGUAAUCAAUAAAGCAUAUCUUUGACUGUUUAAAAUUU
Centropristis striata (black sea bass) is the source of this 4873-nucleotide messenger RNA. RefSeq names its product mitotic arrest deficient 1 like 1 (gene mad1l1). The transcript has 18 exons. The record is from RefSeq and is a predicted model, not a curated record. Gene Ontology annotation, cellular component: mitotic spindle; nuclear envelope; kinetochore. NCBI's taxonomy places the organism in Eukaryota, Metazoa, Chordata, Actinopteri, Perciformes, Serranidae. Gene Ontology annotation, biological process: mitotic spindle assembly checkpoint signaling; attachment of mitotic spindle microtubules to kinetochore. The coding region runs from base 170 to 2332 and encodes 720 amino acids.